AUGAUGAAGGAACGCACGCUCCCCUCUGUUCAGUCCGAUGUCCCUCUUAAGCGAAGGAAGGUGUCGAGGUUUUCUCAGUUGACAUCUGAUCCGACCAGUCUAGCAUUUUUCCUGAAGAAGGUGGAGGCAGAAGAGGAAGACAUAAUCAAGGAAUAUUUAUCAGAGUCGAACGGUGAGGAGUUACUGUCACUGCUGGAAGUCGGCAGCGAACGGAAGUCAAGCGAGCUGGCGGUAAUUCUCAAAGUUCUAGCCACAAUCAUCGUUCGGACGCGGACGGACCUCGCGGAUAUGUUUGCAGAUACAGGGCGCCGAUUGGCGGAAGGUGUGUUGGAGGAUGCUCCAUUAUCAGCUUGUUUUCGUGCUCUUAAGCCUCAGAGCAGCGCUGAAGCUGCAAAGGCUUCACUUCAACUGCUUGCAGCCGUGGUCUCAACGGACCCUGCAUUGCUGGGUCGCAGUCUGCUUCGCAGCAUCGACUUUGAGCACCCUGAUUGGGUACAGGCGUCACGUCGUCGAAACACCAAAGAUGUAACUGAUGUUCGCACCUGUUUUAUCAAUUUCAUCGCCUCCUUCCUCGUUUCCAACACCAACAUUCUGAUUCGUGAACUGCUGGAAUCGAGGAGUACGUCAGAUAAUGAGCGUUUGGAGGCGUUUGCCCAUCGAUUCGAUCGCACUAUUGGUAUCGGAGUGCUUCACAGACAAGCCGCAAAAUGUGGUGCUAAUUCUGACUCUUCUUCGUACAAGCAUAUGGGAGAGGCGCUGUCAAUGAAGGUAGCCCUGUCUCGCACUGACGCGGAGGUGGAUGCUGAGUCUGUAGAAGUUGUUCGACAAGCGCUUCAUAGCCUCCUCCUCCCUCUCACGUCUUCGCCCACUGCUGGUCUUGUAUUUCGCGAGCGUGCCUACCUUGAAGGCGGAAAACAGAAUGAGCACCUCCUCUCGUUACUCCUCUCACCACCGAUGGAGGGCGUAUUCGCGGACGAGAUGAGACGAGAUCUGGUUGUCAAUUGCCUGCUAGCAUGUCCAGCUCUUUUGCCCGCCUACUUAGCUCAUUGGACGGCCUCCAUGGUACCUCGCGAUUCGGAGAACUGGUACAAUCUGAUGGCAUUUGUUAAUGAGCUGUUCUCCACCUUCGAAACUCACAUGGUCAAGCGUGUUUCUCAACUGUUGGACUUGUCGCAAGACAUGGCCCAGUUUGUCGAAGGCGUCUCUGACAUCUGCUUGCCCCCGUUGUGCAUCGCCGAAAUACUAUAUUCAGCUUUUCAGCAUGAAAGCAAGGCGGUAGGAAAGGCGGCUGGUAGUAUCUACAGGACUCUUCGGCAAAAUAUGGUUCUCUUUCUGACCUGGCUGCACACAACCGAGGACCUGAAAACUAAGGGUUCCGCACCCGAGCCCAUCAUUCAGUCCAUCUGCAAGAUCCUUCCGGAGCGUGUUCUUGUGGAUAAAUGGUUGCAAAGGUUUUCCAAGACUCUACAAAAGGAGCACUGUGAUGUAUCUCUUUUGAAGGAUCAGGUUCUCCCAUCCACUGAUGCAGGGGAGGAGGAAGAGGUGAAGGAGAAUGAGGAAGAUCUUGAGGGUUCGAAGGAAGUGUUGAAUGCAGAAGCGAUGAUAGCUUCUCUGCCGAGAAAGUUUCAAUCGCGUCUUUUGGUGUUACACAAGUUGUUCCAAGAUCCGGAGACGGAGGUUUCAGAACGGGAGGCGGCGAAGUUGGUCAAAGCUUGGCCCCAAUUAGCUCCAGCCUGUCUUAUGACCUACUGGCAACAAUUCGUUGUCUUCAAUUGCCUGGCAGCAGCUGUUCGUUACUUCUCGCGAAGCAACGAUGCAAGUGGCUGGGUGCGGGCCGAAAGCAGCGAAUGUGUGGGCGAGAAGUUGUCACCUUGUCCAAUGCAGCUGCUCAAGCUCAUCUCCACCAACCACGUGUUUAAAGUAAUUCUACUAGAGAAGCCGACAACUGAGGAGUUUGCCACAAUUCCACUGACGCCACUCAAAACCGCGUUUGUUAAUCUGCUUCUUGCACUGGCUGAGGUUGAUCCGCAAACCACAGCGAAGGCAAUACCGCUGACUUGCAUUUUAGCCGCUUAUCAGGGCAGUUUGUCCGUGUGUGACCGGUUGUUGUUGCAGUUGAUCUACAUACUUGAUGUGAGCGGCUACUCCGUGUCAAGUAUUUGGGGAUUUUCGAGUCGGAAUGUGAUAUGGGGAGAUCGUAUCAUGGACCAUUAUCGUUUCGGUGAGACACUGCGCGAUGUGCCACAAUUGUGGCGGGAGUUGAAUGCAGGUGCUUUUUUGAGCAUUUUGGAUAAGGAUCGAUUGCUGAGCGGUGCACUUGCAUUUCCUGUUUCUCGUCGCUGCUUGGCACGAUCGAUGAAUGUGGAAGGUGUGAAUUUGGAUCCUAGUCAGUACGAUCCCUGCUUCCUGCUACCAUUGUUUCUUCAGUAUCUGUCGUCUGACAACUCGGAGGAGGAAUUGUAUCCUAGUUGCGUGGAUAUACGUGGCUUUUACUUGCGCAACUGCCUCGCCUUUGCGUUGAAUUUCAUGUUGGAUACCCUGCGGAAUAGCUUGAGCACCAAAGCCGGUGAGUUGGGCGGAGGGGCGCGGUGUUCAGUGCUAUUUGGUUCUCGCGCGGACACCUCCUUUCGAUUGUCGCGAGUCCAUGCCAACUUCUUCAUCCAGUCUCUGGGAAUGCUCACGAAACCUGAGCAUAGAAUGUACGAGGUGUUGUGGAACACCUACAUGGCGAAACCGGCCAUUGACUUGGGCGCGGUGCCGGACUUCAUACGAAUGGUAUACUCGGUUCACAAAGACUUUCGCGUGGAGCGGCAGUGGAUGGUAAAACUUUGUGCUGAUAGUGUCAAUGAUACCUCGGACUACCUCUUAUUGGAGAAAUCUCGGGUCUACAAGUACUGCCUUCUCUUGUACGCCGAUCCGGGAGUGGAUACUACCACCCAGAUACAAAUUCUUCGUCUCUUGACAGCUACUACAAGGAUUGCUCGAGCGUGUCACGCCUUAACACGUUUCCACGCCUUUCCACUGUGGUUGUUUCGACAUGCUCUCUCGACAACUCACUCGCCAUCUCUUUGCUACUUCUUCACUAUCAUAUCGCAGAUGGUGGCAGCAUUUGAGGAGGCGAAGGAGGACUCACCGUGUCUUUCUAUGCUGCGACUGCUUGACACAACCUUCAGGUUUGUCCGCAACCGUUGGCUAUUGGAUUGGAAAGAACUCACGGCGAAUCGACGUUUGGCGGACGAAGGAUAA
Hydatigera taeniaeformis is the source of this 3246-nucleotide messenger RNA. NCBI's taxonomy places the organism in Eukaryota, Metazoa, Platyhelminthes, Cestoda, Cyclophyllidea, Taeniidae. The record is from the annotation of a GenBank genome assembly.